This is a messenger RNA of Paramecium sonneborni, 2943 nucleotides long. NCBI's taxonomy places the organism in Eukaryota, Ciliophora, Oligohymenophorea, Peniculida, Parameciidae. The record is from the annotation of a GenBank genome assembly.
AAAUUAUGGCAUCUAUCAAUUAUUUAACUUUAAGGCCAGAAUAAGCUUAUAAAAUUUAUGAUGGUACACUAACUCCAUGAAUAAAUUUAGACUACGUUAAGGAAGGAAAGAAUAAUGAUGCAUUAUUGAUCCUAUUUAGAUAUUUAUCUAGUUUUGGUUAAAGAACCAGAAAAACUACAACAUCCUAUCAAGAUUAAGGAGAUGUGAGUGUAGCAAGCAAUAUUUAAUAUCUUUAUAAAUUAAUGGUAAAAUAAUUAAAGAAUUUUUUAGCAAGCUUAUAUUGAUUUAAGAUUAUUUGUUGGAGUCAAUUAACCAGAUGAAUAGAAUUAAUUGAAAGAGGUUUUCAAGGCAUAUAGACAAAUGACAUAACAUAAUCACUUUGAUGCUUUUGCAGAUAUUUUGAAAGAAUAUUUAGUAAAAGUAGAAAAGAUUUUUAGUGAUAAAGUUAAAUAAUAUGAUGUAGAAGAAGUAUAUAUACAAUUAAAUUAUUGUAGCUUAAAAAGUUACCAUUUGUUGGAUAAUUAUCAUAUGAAGAGCCAGCUGAAGAAUUGUUGUACCUUUCUUUUGAUCCUGAAGCUAAAUAAUAGAAGGAUCAAUAAAAAUCAUGUUUAAGGUUAUUAUGGGAAACGUAUAGAACAGUGAUGGAGAAUGUAAAAUGGAAUGAGAAAUUAGAAGAUGUUUAUUUUGAAAUUUUAAAGAAAGUGAGCGAAUUUUGUUUGAAAUAUAAACGUAAGGCUGAGUUUUAAUGGUUCUGUGAUUAAACAAAUAGGUUAUUUAUAUAUUUGAUAGAUUUAUAGAUUUGUUUUAGAUUUAAAUGAAAGAGAAUUAGACACAAAACGAAAUCCUACUCAUGUAGAUUUGACUAAACCAGCUACAAAUGAUAAACAUGUAAAUGCUAUAUUUGAUAUUGUUAAAACAGCAAUGGCUUUAGAUAUGUAAUCAGAAGCUUCAAAGACUUUAGAAACUGUUAUGGUACUUAAAUCAAUGAGAAGAGGUAAUUUUAAAGCAUCAUAUUUAAUGUUAUAUUAUGAUUUACUUUCCAAAAUAUUUUAGAAAUCUGGUAAUAGUUUGUUUUAAGCUUUUGCUUAUUAUAAUCAUUAUUUGGCAUUUAAAAAGAAACCAGUUUAAACAUAAGAAGAAAUUAAAAGUAAAAAUGCUGAAAUUAAUGAAAAAUUAUCUCAUUUAGUAUUGUCUGUAUUAGUAAUACCAUUAUUAAGUGGUGAUUUUAAUCCAAGAGAUAGAACAACUUCUUUAUUUGAAAAAGGAACUAAAAUACCAACAAGGGAAGAAUUAUUAAAAAUUCUAGGAGAAAUGAAUGCUGUCAAGUUUGUUCAACCAAUAAUAUAAAAAGUUUAUUUAUUGUUGGAAAAUUAAUAAGAUUUAUUAACAGUUUCUGAUUAAGCAAAUUAAGUUUUUACAGAAUUAAGAUAAAAUGAAAAAUAUUUAUUAUUUAUUCCUCAACUUGAAGAGAAUCUUGUUGGAUAAGUACUUAAAAGCAUCUCUAGAAUAUAUAGGACAAUUAAAUUAGAUCAAUUAAAAGAUUUAUUAAAAUUUACAAAUUCUGAAACUAUAUUUUAAACUUUGAUUUAUUCUAAUUCAAAUAAGUUUAUUAGUUGUAAAGUGGAUUUUUAAUCAUAAAUAGUUUCCUUUAAUUCUAACCAAAUAUCAAAUGAUUAAUAAAUAUUGCCAACAAUAUUAAUAAAUUUGUAACCUUAAAGAGUAAUUUAAGAUCCUAUUGAAUAAGCUAAAAAAUAACUUGAUUCAUCAAAUCUUGUUAUUUUAACAAGAUAAUAGACCUUAAAAAGUUUGAAUAGAUUAGCAGAUCCAGAUCUUAUUAAAAAGAAAGUUGAAGAAGAUAAUUAAAAGGUUAUAUAGGAAAUGAAAGAAUAAAGAAGAUAAGAUGAUGAAAGAAAAAAAUUUGAGUAAGAAAGAAUAGCUGAAAUGGAAGCAAAGAAGGCUAAAGAAAUAGCUAUUAGAUAAAAGUUAUUACAAGAUAUUAUUAAAUUAAAAGGAGGUAAAUAUGUUACAUUUGAAAUUAAUGGAGAAAGAAAAAAGAUUGAAUUAUUAAAGGAUUAUCAUUUAUUAAAUAUUGAUACGGGUAUUUUGUAGGAUAUUAAAAAGAAAUUUGAAGAAGAAGCAAAAAAAGGAGCUGAUGAUAAAUAUUUAAGAACAUUUAAAAAGAAUGAUUAUAUUGAAAGAGAAAGAGCAAUACUGGAAUCAAAGAUCAUAACUAGUUGGCCAGAAGAUAAUAUUGAAGAAACAUAAUAAAAGCAUCAAGAAUAAUAUCAAGCAAAUUUGAAAUUAAAAUAAAGUUUAACUGAUGCAUUUAAAUAUCAUGAUGAAAUUUUAGCAUAGAAAAGAUAAAUAAAAGAAUAAGAACUUUAACAAUAAAUUGAUUAAUUUAAAACUGAAAUAACUUAGAAAUUCAAAAAACAAAUAAUAUAAAAAGCAAGCUUAAUAAAAUAAGAAGAAGAAAAAAAAAAGGAAGAAGAAAGAAAAAAAGAAGAAGAAAGAAAAAAAGAAGAAGAAAAAAGAAAGGAAGAAGAAAAAAAAAAGAAAGAAUAAGAAGAUAAGGAUAGAGCUCCUAAAAUUCAAACAAAUAUAAUUAAUAGAAGUAAUAUAGUUUCGUAAAAUUAAUAAUAAUAAUAAACUUUAGAAUAAGUUCCUUAGUAAUAGGUACCAACAAGAAAUAAUGGAGGAUUUAUUAAUUCAAGAAUUUCAAAUGAGCCAUAAAGCAAACCAGCAAUUCAAUAUUCCAGAAAUACAGGAUAAUCUUCUUAAUAACAGCCAUAAGAAUAGCCACAAUAAUAACAAUAGUAAUAAACUUAACAAUAAUAACAGCCAUAAUAAAAAUAUAAAUAAACAUAAUAAACAUAAUAAACAACAAAUCAAUCAAAUCUAGCGAAUAAAUUUUAGAGAAACAAAUGAAAAAUUAAUGCAUCA